Messenger RNA from Symbiodinium sp. CCMP2592, 2571 nucleotides. The record is from the annotation of a GenBank genome assembly. Lineage: Eukaryota; Dinophyceae; Suessiales; Symbiodiniaceae.
AUGAUUCACGUCAUUCGGGAGUGUCUCAAGAACUUUCCGCUCUGCUUAGACUCCGAAUUCUUCCACUCCUUCCUGGAGCCAUUGCCCAGCCAUCUCAGAUUCCUGUGUGGAAAUUUUCACCCGCUGACACACAUGCAGUUCGAGGACUCUGCCAAGCAAAAGGCGUUCGAAGCACAGACAAAAGCAAUAACUCAGGCUUUGUCUGAGCUUCCGUCACAGUGUUCGAACUUGGAGCUUCACAUGAGCUCUCAAGAGCCAGUCCUCAAGCAGAUACAGCUGAUCAAGGAGCAUCUGCGAGCACCUCUCUGGAUGCUUAUGCACGACUUCCGAAGUCUGCAGGGCGAGGAGAAGCUUCUCGUCGAGGAUGUGCGGCAAGCGGUUCGAGCGACUGCGGAGUUGCAGGCACGCGAAACAGGCGAGCUCCCGUCCUGGCCGCAGGUUCUGGGUGACACUUUGCUACUCUUGUUGCCGCUUUGGAAACUGUCAGCUUUGGCAGUUGCCAAGGGCCAGGAAGCCCUGACGCAUUUCGUCGCUGGGCCACCACUGGGUGCCAAUCUCGGAGCUCAACGUCUUCUCAGACGGCUCAUUGAAGUCUUGUUGAGUGAGAAGGCAGACUUUAUGGACAUCGCUCUCUGGUUUGCAGCCGAACCAUCAUCUGCGGCUUUGCUGACAAGUGGGGAGGCAGUGCAUUUCCUCCUCCCAGAGGCAGCGAACGAUGACGAGUUUGCGAGCUUUCGAAAAGAAGGGCUCAUGCGUACGCAGGACAACCUUGCAUACCUGCAGGGGCAUCUCCUCAGGCUGCCGAAGCAUCUGCGUGUGCAUGUUUCUGCAUACUGGAGAAAGGCCGUGGAGGAGGUCCACCUCUACCUGCAGCUGUACCUGAGAGUCAUUGAGGCUUUCCUCGAGGUGCAAAAAGAGGUCCACACCUUCGUGCAGACCCAGCUCUUCAUAGAAGUGACCGUGGAGGAGCCUGCAUAUCUCUCCAUCAAGGAGGAAAACAUUGCACCUUUCACCCUUCCAGUGGAGGCCUUCACUUUUGAACCCGAGCCGGACAUGGUCGUGAGCCAUUUUAAAAACGGCGAUACGGAGCGCAAAAUCUACUGCAACAUAGAGCUCUCAGAGGAGGAGAAAGCAAGCGUCAAAGCUCUGCAGGAAACAGCAAAGGCCCAGGGCCUGGAGUUUUUCCCUUCCAUCGCAAUUAUGGCAGGGCGCUUUUUGAGCAGAGCUCGAGGCGACCCUCACAAGGCCAUCAAGCUCAUGUUAGCCACACAGGAGUGGAAGGCAGAUUACUUCAAGGACGGGCCGGUUUCCGAUCACCAAGUGAUCGAUGAUCUCAAGUACGGCGUAGUUUACUUUUGUGGCCGAGAUUAUGGCAUGAGGCCCACAAUUGUGUGCCGAGCAAAUCGGAUACCAGACGAGUGGUACAAGGACAAGGCUGCUGGCAUUGAGCGGCUGAUCAGAGUACUGAUUUUCUCCAUGGAGUACAUGGUCAGAUAUAUGGUUGUGCCUGGCAAAAUCGAGAACAAUUGCCUGGUGGUCGAUCUCAAGGGUCUCGGGAUCUCCGGAGUUCCGAUAUCGGCCUUGUCCAAGAUUUACUCGGUCAUGAGUCAUCACUACAUUGGUCGGGUCUUUAGGUUUUACGUUGUCAACAUGUCCAGCGGCUUGAGCACCAUUGCUGGCUGGGUCAAGGGCCUGUUGACCGAUCGACAGAAGCAGAAGCUGCAGCUGCUAGACAACCUAGAUGAUUUGAAGAAGGAUUUUGCAAGUCAUCAGCUGGAAGAGGACUUGGGUGGCACGAGACCGAUUAUCAAGACCUUCUUCCCAUUCCCACUUCAGGGUCCACCGUUCGAGAAGGGCUCAACUGAAAGUUGUACCGCCAAGCCGCUUGAGGGAACUCACAAGUUGCUGACGGCAAUGGGCGCACGGGGCCGAAUAUGGGAUCCCACGAAGACCAAAGAGGAGAAUGCAUCUUUGGAGUAUGCUCCAGAGGCAUACGAUUUCUUCGUACAGAACGAAAUCCCGGUGCCACCAGACUGUCAGAAGCAGCACGAGGCCGCCAAGCAAGCCGAAGAGGAAGCCAAGCGUGCAGCGGCAGAAAGCCCCAGUGGAAUUACAAACUCAGACAUGAAGGCUAGCAACGACGGGGCCAACCCGGAUAUGCUUACAGCCCCCGGAGCGUUGGCGGAUGAGGAGGAGGACGACGACGAAGAGGAGGAGGAGGAGGACAUCAUCGUCCAGGAUCCAGCAGCUAUCAAGCCUAGGGGGCUGUUCAGCUGCAGUCCGUGCUGGUGUGGGAACAGCUGCCGGUGCCUUACAUGCCACAAGCCUUAUAAGGAGAGCCUGUGUCUGUGGUGUGUGCAACAGCAAAGGACAACUUGUUGUGCUUUGCCGGCAGAGUGUAUUUUGUUGACAGGAUGUAGCUGUGGGAUAUUUGGAGCAACGCACCAAAGCCACUGCAAAGCAGUGCAACCGCUCUACAUCCUGGUUCGACAGGUUUGCUUGCUUACACUUCGCAUCGAAGAUGCCACCUGGAGGUAUAUGCAAUGUGCAUUUGUUUCAUCGGGGCCUUAG